Molecule: messenger RNA, 5592 nt
Organism: Chilo suppressalis (striped riceborer)
Lineage: Eukaryota; Metazoa; Arthropoda; Insecta; Lepidoptera; Crambidae
Source: the annotation of a GenBank genome assembly
UCGACGUUGUAUGUUUAAUUUUGAAGGUGAAUUUGUAAAUAAAGUUCUUACUCGGCAAAUUUUUCAAUUUCUGCUGGAUUCUACUUUUUAAAUAAACAAAUAAUACUGUAGCAAACAUUAAAUAUCUACGGAAUUGAAAUAUUUUGGUAGUUGGCACUGCGAUUGCCAUGUGAAGUUUGAUUGAAUUCUCAAUCUGAAAACUGAAUUUGCCGGGCGUCUUUCUAAAAAUGUCGGGGAAAUCAUAUACAUUGAAAGAAAUGAAAACCAUUGUGGAUUACUUGGUAGACCACAAAGCGUAUGGAGAAAUAAAAGGUCGUAAAAUGUGGAUGAAUUUUUCCAACUCUCAGCUCACAAACAGAUCAUGGCAGAGUCUCAAAGAGACUUUUUUGAAAAGAAUAUUACCAGAUAUUCACAACCCUUAUUAUAAAUUGAGUAUGGACCAAGUUCGUAGCUUCAGAAAAGGGAUUGAUGUUCGAGAAAACGACAACAAUAAAUUGGAAGUUCAUACAAUCAAUGAAGAUUCUGGUUCAAAUGCUGAAAAUCAGAAAGAUAACGAACAACCUAGCACAAGUAAAUAUAACGACGAAGACAAGACUUCAGGUGAGGAUGUUAAACCUUCUCAAAUUCCAUCUCGUAACAGAGCUUCUGUGGAUACUGUCGUUUUAGACAAUUGCUAUGACACUGUUGAGGAUGUUUUACGAGAUCUGGAAUCUCCAAGUGAUACAAAUGCUAGGGAUGUCAGUCCAAAGACACAAAGUAAAUCUAUAAGAGAUUUGAUUACAUACUCCGAACCACUGACGCCCAUGUUACAAGAAGUUUUGCAUGAUUUUGCUACAGACGAGGAAACUGAUAGUGAAGAACCGAAAAUGCAUAUAGUAGAAAAUGAACCUGAAGCAGAGGUACAGAAACAUAUUUCUCCUCGCAAAGUACCAGAAGCGAAUGAUGUUAACGAUAACACUAAUGAAAACGAAGAAAAUGUCACUGGAUAUGCGCAAGAUGUAGAUGAGGCAGAGAAUUUUGUUGAACCGAAAGUAAAAUCUCUACGGCUAAGAAAACGUCAAGGUGUAUAUGUACCUGUGAAUGAUGUAAAACCAACACAAAAUGCAUCUGGUGACGAAUCGGCGAGAUCUAAAAACAACAAAGCUGAUUCAAAGUUACCCUUGGUAGAAGUUUCUGAACCAUCAAUUAUUUUAUCAAGUGGUAUUAAUGAUAAAACUGUAGAUACGCUAGUGAAAUCUCAUGUCCAGUCUUCUCAAAACUGUUCAAGUAGUACUACCGAUACAGUUCUACCUAAUAACCAAGAAGCACUAAAUGAUAAAAAGUUGCCAGAGACAAAGAAUACCAGUAAUGAAAUAUCUGAUGAUGCAAAUAAAAUGCUUGGGAAAAGGGCUACUUCUAACGACAUACUUACGAAUGCUAACUUACUGAAAGCAAAUGAUAGCAAAACCACUCAAAAACAGAUAUCUGCAUCUGAUACAGAUGUUAAUUCUAUAAAAACUGCUGGCACCAACGCUAAACAUGAUGAAUCAGCUAAAAACCAGAUUAAUGAACAACAAGUAACAAAAGAAACUUUUGAAACAAAUACAGCAAAUGAGACACGUCUGCCCCCAAAUAAGCUUCUUACCACUGACGAUAAAAUUUUGAAUACAUCCACACAACCCUCGCAAGUAAAUCCAUGCUUACAAAGUAUGAGUUUAUUUGCUGAUCAAUUUAACAAUUAUCUUGAAUCAGAAUCCAGUGGCAGUGACGUAAACCCUGAAGAUAAACCCAAACAACCGCUAGAAAUAACAAAAACAAUUAAUAACAAUAAAGUUGAUGAGGUAGUUAUAUUAAAAUCUCAUUCAGACACAGAUAGUGACAGAACUAAAAGAAAAAUUAAGAAGAAUACUACUAAUAGUAAAGUAUUCUCCAAAGCGAAAAGAGAUAAGGCUUUAGCUAAUGUGUUUGGAUUCUCAAGUGGUGCAGUCUCUUCAAAACGUAAAAAAAAGUUGUCGAGUUUUCGGAGAAUAUCUGCCGCACACCAUUGCAAUGGGAAAAACUUCAGUUCAGAAUCCAGCGAAUGGACUUCUGAAAGUGAUAGCGACUAUGUGUCGCCUCCCCGAGACCGUAGAAAUAGCAGAACAGCAAGGAAAUAUUUAAAACCAAAAUCAGCUCGCAUUCAUUCCCUUGAAGAAGAAGGAGGUCUCUUUGUUAUGUACGGAAAGAAAAUAUACCCACUAGUCAAAGACGGAAAGACGAUAAAAAAUUACGCCAUUUAUUCGCCUGACAGUGACCCAGAUGAAGAAGAAAAUUAUUGGAAAAUGAAAUAUGUCGAGGAAAGAAAACGCGUAGAGGAAUUGAAAAAAUUUAUAACCAAAUCUCAAAGAGACAUUGAACGGGCACCGUCGCCGUUACCUACAAAUUCUUCAAGGAAUCGUGCCACCUCACCAAUUCGACGUUCUCCACCCGAAAUCGUAAUUAGUAGCGAUAAUGACAAAGAAGUAGUUCCUAAAGAAACGGUUGAAAAGAAAGAACCAGUUGCUGAAUCAAAAAACAAAACUCUCAAAAUUACUUUUGCCAAAAAUAACCAGGAAGUACAUUUAGAAGGGCACUGGUCACAAUUACACCCAGUACUUGCAGAUGUCGUGGAAAUCUUCCACAAAGAUACAGACGCUCCAAAGGAACCCACUGUCAAAAGCUCUGUACCGAACCCACCAGUGGAAUUGGUCAGAGAGAAAUCUCCUCUUGUUCUUACUCCAAUUGAUGAAGAUAUCCGCGAAAAAGUGAAUAAGUUAGAAACUGAAAUCUUCAAAGAAAUUGAGCAGAGAGAUCAACAAGAACACGCUGACACAAAGGAACAGACUGAAAACAAUGUUACUAAAAGAAAAAGGCCGAAUAAAUUAUCGACCAAUUCAUCUGAUGCAUCUAAUUCUCCAAAAGUCUCUCCAAGCUCAUCUCGUGUAUCGAAACGAGCGAAAAUUCCCAAAAAGACUGAAGAAAUAAUCCCCACAAUAGAUAGAGAAAUGACAGAUAAAGAAGCAGAUAGUAAAGAGAUUAUGAAUAAUAAUAUUGGAGACGAGAUAGAGAAAGGCAUAAAGACGCCGUUGCCUGACCAAAAAAGCAGCAAAACUAGUGUUGCUAGUAUAAAAAAGCAAACUCCCAAAAAGGAAACUAGAACAAAAGAAACGCCAAAUCUGUCAGUAGCCACAAAGGACAACAGGAAAAGGCCUAGAAGGUCCAAACCUCUCGAUGCUGUUAACGCAAUGAAAAAAUCGAUAACCGCUGAUGACGAAUCAGAAAUCCGUUAUAUGCUGCCACCUACGAAGAAAGCUUCAGGAAAGGCAUCCAUUAGCAUCGGGAAGGCAAACAAAUCGACCAAGCAUUACUCAAUACGUAUUCCAAGCACAUUGUCACCUCCACAUCUGUCACAGAACUCGGAUAGUACUCAAGGUUAUCUGGAUUCCGACGUUAGUCCAACUAAACUAUGGAGCAGGAAAAAACGAAGAUUGAGUCUGUCCACCGUAUUAUGUAAAAACAAGAAUAAGCACAUGCGAAUGAAAAGGAAUUCGUACCCGAUCAUAACAAAUGAAGCGUCUAGCGAUUCCAACAAUUCAUACCAUAUUGUUAUUAAACCUACUAACGCCGACUGCAGCCUAAAAUCUGACGAAUACAGAUCGGAAUCAUAUCAGAUACUUAUGCCACACAAACGGGAUAUGUUCGAACACCUCGAGAAAAUUGAAGAAGAUCCUUCAUCGAUCAUUGAUUGCAAUAUUAAUCAAAAUUCAAAUGCCGAUAUAAUUAAAGAAAAAAUUUGCAUGAAUAUCAUUAAUGAUGUUACACCACCUUUGGCAAUCGUUAAUACAGACGUUGUUAAUUCCAGUAACAUUUCUUUGCCGCUAUCACCAGAAAUAUCGAUUGUAGAAAAUUUGACUGUCGGUAAAGAUCUCAUAAACAGUGUAAAUAAUCAACAUACUCUGAACGAAAAUUAUGUAAAUGAAACAACAGAAGUCAUAGUUCAUAAUAAAUACUUGAUAUCUCACAUAGACGUAUCCAUGCCAUUAGUGCCACAGGAAUCUGAUAUUCAUAAAAAACUUCAGGGAACAUUUAAAUCAGACUUCACUCACAAUGAAACUAAGAAUUCAGUUGAAUCUGAAUCGUUUUUGAACAAAAUAAAUACUGUCAACAUGGAAGAAGGCACAUCAUUAAGCGUUUCGUUAGAUACUAGACUAAAGGAAUUACUAUUAGAUAGUGCAAAAAAAAUGUCUAUAGCAGAAGAAAAUACCGUUGAAGUAUAUCCUGGAGAAGUUAUUAAAAAACCGAGAUCCAGGCGUUGCUCUACGCCACGUAAAAAAAAAGAAAUCAAGAAAACUAAAUUGGCGAUAGUGGACCCUGUUAUAGAGGAAGAAUGCAUGGAAUAUUGUUCUUAUGGGGGUAGAAAGUCUUGUCCACCGACUCUUGAAGUUACUGUCGACAAUGCAAUCAAUGAAGAUAUUACGUUUGAUAAAGAAUUUAUAGCCAAAGACAAAUUAAAGGGAAGGAAAAAGAAAGAUGUUAUCAAAGUAAAAAUAACAAGGCCUAAGGCCAAAAUUCAAAAAGAUGAAAAGAAUCGAAACAAAGUUAAGAAUGCCAGCCGGGCAUCAAUACCGAUAAAUUGUCAAAUAAAUGAUAACGAAUCGGGUAUAUCUAUACAUGAUACGAGCGAUGGUAUUGAUUUGAUACAUAAUCAUUCUGAUACGUGCCUCCAAGCAAACGAAUGCAUUGGGGACAGUGUAGAGUUUCUAGAAAUGACUGCAAAAUCUAUUAUUUCUAUCAAUUCUAAUUCAACUACAUCUUGCGAUUGUAAAACUCAACAACAGUUUGAUUUCCACGACUGUGUAGACAUAUCACUGUUUUGUAACAAUGCCCAAGAUGGCACUAAUAUUCGUGCAGCAAACGAACUUGUCAAUACUGAAGCAACAAGUGACACAGUAUUUCACAGCCCUAGUGACAUAUCAUUGACUAGUCUUAUAACAGAAGACUUAUCUGAUGAAAAUCCACCACGCCCACAAUCUACAAAAUGGUAUUUGCUCGGCGAUGAUGAGACCCACACAAACGCAGAUCAUAAUCUGAAUGCGUCGAAUUUCGGCGCCAAUCUCAAACAGUUGUUCCCUCUGACCUGUUCUGUUCCUAAUCUUUCCACAAUAACCGAAAUGUCAAAAGAAAAUGAGGACAACAGUAGAAAAACGACUUUAGAGGGAUCAAUAUUUGAUAGUAACAUGAACACCUUAGAUUCGCAUGGAGCAUUUGAUAUGAAUUUAGUAUAAUUUGCAAGUAUUUAAUGGACGAAGAAUUUAUUAUUAUAUGUAGCGGCAAAGUUUUUGAGCAAAACCAAAGUCAAAUAAACUUGCGCAGUAGACGAUUUUGUAUGCAAAAUUGCUACUACGAAGGUUUCCUUGUCUAUGAUCGAUGCUUAAAAAAUUUGCCUGGGUGUAUACGAAUGUUGACAAUGGGCGCAGAGCGCUCAUUUUUUUAUCAAUUUAUAAUGUGCAUUUUAUUAUCUCCCGCCGUAGUUUUGCGAACCGAUGGCGUAGCUUUUUGACCUUCACAAGUGCUUGUAACAGCCUAGACUGAAUA